AUGAGCGCGCUCAAGCGCAUGGGCAAGUCCAUGUUCCGCAAGGACAAGGACGACCACAAGGAUCGCCCCUCGGGUGCCGCGGACAGCAGCGAGAUCAGCGGGCCCAGCAGCAGCUCGUCCGCGCCCUCGUCGCUGUCGUCCAGCGAGGGCAACGGCAACGCUGUCUUUUACACUGGCGACAACGCGAGCGUCAAGGCGUGCCUCGCGCGUGUUGCUGCCGCUGCCCCUGCACCCCCAGGCACCAUCUCCCGCGCUGCUGGCGGCGGCCCGGGCGGCGCAGGAACCGUGAGCGCUGCCUCUGGCGCUGCUGCCGCCCAGCAAGCCGCCGCAGCCGCCGCAGCCGCCGCAGCCGCAGCCAUGCACAGCGAAAUCCCCGCCGAUCUCUCCAAGGAGGACUUUGAUGCGCAGUUUGAGCAGAUGAUGGAUGAAAUGAACAUUCCGGAAGACGCGCGUGUCCCGAUGCGCUUGCGGUCGCAAGAGGCAAAGUGGCAACUCAUCAACGCCGCCAAGCUCAAAAUGGCCGCCGAAGACAACACGCCCGAACACUUUGUGCGCGAGCUGCGAAACCCAAAGACCACGUUCAACAAGAUGCUCAAGGUGCUCAACUCGCUGCGCAUCUCGCUGGGCUCCCAGCCAAUGUUCUGGGUGCGCCAGUUCAAGGAGGCGUCGGGCCUGGAUGCCCUGUUUGCCGUCAUGUACCAGCUCAACUCGCACGACAUCAAGGACAAGCUCGAGCAAUCCAUCGAGCAGGCCUGCGUGCUCUGCUUUAAGGCUUUCAUGAACAACGGCCCUGGUCUGUUUGCCGUCAUUAAGGGCGCCGAGGGCAUCCGACCUUUGGCCCUGGCGCUCGGAACGGCCGACGUCAAGACCACCACCACGAUUCUCGAAUUGCUUGGUGCCGUGUGUCUCGUCCCGCCGAGCGGCCACUCACUUGUGCUGCAGGGCAUCACCCAGGUGGCGCGCCAAAAGGAGCGCCAGAUGCGCUUUGAGCCGCUCGUCCGCGUUCUGCGCGACUCGGACAAUGGCCACCUCCAGGUUGCCUGCGUGCAGUUCCUCAAUGCGCUCAUCAACACGCCCGACGAGCUCGACUUCCGCCUGCACCUUCGUAACGAGAUUAUGCUGCUCGGCUUGGCCGAGGUGCUGCCACGGCUGCGCUCGCACGAUGCCGAGCAGCUCAAUCUGCAGCUGACGUACUUUGACAACGAGACCCAGUACGACUACACCGAGUUGCUGGAUCGCUUUGGUCAGCUGCAGAUGGAGAUGGCCGAUCCCGAGGAGAUUUUCCACCUCUUGCGCAACCUCGUCGCCGACACGCCCGCAGACGCGCACUUCCUGUCCGUCCUCCAGCACUUGAUGCUCAUCCGCGACGACCACGUCACCCGGCCAAAGUACUACCGCCUCAUUGACGAAGCCGUGUCCCAAAUGGUCUUGCGCCGCAACGGCAUCGAUCCCGACUUCCAGGGCACCUUCUCGCUCGACGUCGAGCCCAUCAUCCGCGGCUUUGUCGACCAGGACACGCUCGCCGAGCAAGAGGAGCAGAUUGCCAAGCUCAAGCGCGAGUUUGAGGCGCUCAACCAGAACAAGGUCGAGAACGAGACCAAGCUCAACAAGGAGAUGGACGAGCUCAAAACCAAGGUCACAGAGUUCACGACCAAGCUCGAGGAGGCCCAGCGCCAAGUUGCCGAGGCGCAGGCUGCCGCUGCUGCUGGCGGCGGCUCGCGUGGCGGCAGUGGCGGCAGUGGCGGUGAGUCCACUGCCACUGGCGGAGACUCGGAAGGUGGCGCACCCCCGCCGCCACCGCCCAUGGGUGGCCCGCCGCCGCCGCCGCCUCCGCCGAUGAUGGGUGGAGGUCCCCCGCCUCCUCCGCCACCGCCGGGUGGUGGUCCGCCGCCUCCGCCUCCGCCGCCGGGAGGUGGUCCGCCGCCGCCGCCUGGUGGCCCACCGCCACCGCCUGGCAUGCCCGGCUUUGGCCCACCGCCGCCCCAAGAGGACUUGAACAAGUACAAGCCGAGCGUGCAGAUGAAGCGCAUCAACUGGACCAAGGUCAACGCCCGCGCCGCCAGCGACACGAUCUGGGGCAAGCUCGACGAGAGCAACUGGGAAGGCGACAUGGACUUUAAGAACCUCGAGUCGCUCUUCUGCGCCAAGAAGGCCAAGACCAACGAUGCCGAAGAGAGCGAUGCCCCGCCGGUGCAAAAGAUCAAGGAAAUGUCCGUGAUUGACGGCAAGAAGGCGUACAACGUUUCCAUCAUGCUUGGUCGUCUCAAGAUGGACUUUGCCACGAUGAAGGGUGCCAUUUUGAAGUGCGACCCCGAGCUUUUGCCUGAGCAGACCAUCAACCAGUUCCUCAAGUUUGUUCCCUCCAAGGAAGAACUCCAGGCUCUUGAGCCCUUCAAGGCCGAUCCUUCUCCCUUGAGCCGAGCGGAUCAGUUUGUGAUGGAGUCGCGUCUCACGACCAUGCUCUUCCAGCUCAAGUUCCCCGAGCUGUUGGGUGAAAUCAAGCCUGACGUUGUCUCUAUCAAGGACAGCAAGAAGCUUCGCAGCGUGCUUGAGAUGGUGCUGCUUGUCGGUAACUACAUGAACUCUGGCUCGCGUAACGCCGGUGCCCGUGGUUUCAAGAUUGACCAACGCUUUGGCAACACCAAGACCCACGACAACAAGCAGACCUUGUUGCACUUCCUCGCGGAUUUGCUCGAAAAGAAGCGUCCCGAGCUGCUCACUUUUGGUGAUGAACUCCGCGAUUUAGAGCGUGCCGCUCGCAUGUCGCUCGCGACCAUUGGUGCCGACUUUAACGACCUCCGCAAGGGUAUUGAAGCUGUCAAGAAGGAACUCGAGCUGUCCGUCAACGCCCCUGCGGGCGACAAGUACAAGGACGUGAUGGGCGCUUUCAUUGACAAGGCCUCGAGCCAGUUCAAGGAUCUUUCAGACAUGUUUGAGCGAAUGACCAAGGUCUUUGAGGAGGUUGUGACGCUUUAUGGCGAAGAUCCCAAGACGGCCACCCCUGAAGAAAUCUUUGGCGUUUUCCGCACCUUUGUCCAGGGCAUUGAUGAUGCUCACAAGGACAACGUCAAGAAGCGCGAGGCCGAAGAGCGCGAGGCCAAGCGUGCUGCUGAGAAGGCCGAGAAGGAGGCUGCUCGUCUCAAGUCGGAAAAGGACAAGCGCAAGACUGUCAUCGACGAAGAGGGCGACCAAAAGGGUGUCAUGGACGAUCUUAUUGCAUCCCUUCGCAGCGGUACUGCGUUUGCCCGAGAGCGACCAAAACGUGCGGCAGGCGCUGCUGGUGGCCGCCGUCGCAAGGACAAAGAAGAAGGCGAAAGCAUUGGCUCCGAUGCCGCGUCCCUCCUCAGCAAGAUUGGUGGCGGUGACGAUGAUUAA
Capsaspora owczarzaki ATCC 30864 is the source of this 3375-nucleotide messenger RNA. RefSeq lists its product as hypothetical. Gene Ontology annotation, molecular function: microtubule binding; actin binding; small GTPase binding. The record is from RefSeq and is a predicted model, not a curated record. Bases 1 to 3375 code for a protein of 1124 amino acids. The transcript has 11 exons. Gene Ontology annotation, cellular component: actin filament; cytoplasm. Gene Ontology annotation, biological process: actin filament polymerization; actin cytoskeleton organization. Lineage: Eukaryota; Filasterea; Ministeriida; Capsasporidae.